Molecule: messenger RNA, 1868 nt
Organism: Mugil cephalus (flathead mullet)
Lineage: Eukaryota; Metazoa; Chordata; Actinopteri; Mugiliformes; Mugilidae
Gene: nanog
Product: nanog homeobox
Exons: 4
Coding region: 248-1516 (422 amino acids)
Biological process (GO): regulation of transcription by RNA polymerase II
Molecular function (GO): RNA polymerase II cis-regulatory region sequence-specific DNA binding; DNA-binding transcription factor activity, RNA polymerase II-specific
Source: RefSeq, a predicted model, not a curated record
CGGGUGUAACUCAGGUGUGGGAGUUGUGGAAGACGGCAGCGGCAACGCCCACGCCCACUCGACUCCUUAUAAACAGCCUGUGUGAGGCUGCGCGCAAUUUUUGAACCUUAAUUAGCUCUGCUUUUUUUUUAACCGGAGCACAUCCAGCCUCGGUUUUUAAGAAAUUUUACGUGCAAACCCUUGUAUUUUUAGUAAUUUUAUCGCGGUGACAUUCUCUCUUUUUUUAAGCGUGUUUUAAUUGUGAGAAAUGGCAGACUGGAAGACGCAGAUAAGCUACAACUACAACCCUUCGUACCAUGCCUACGCCUAUUGUCUCGUCUAUCAGGCCGGGCCAGAGCAGAACCAUGAGAACUUGACCGGCUGGGCCGAAACUGGAAUUCCCGACUACAACACCGGGGCGACACAGGCCUACUACGCCGCCACUACUAGGACCCGGGAGGAGUCUCCACCAUACAGCCCGGAGCAGCACUCCGUUGACGGCCAUUGCCACUACCAGGGUCCGGGGGUUGUCUACCUGGGAGACACCCAGGCAGGCCGCCUGCUUCUGUCUGGAAAGGCCGAAAACGAGCCCAGGCGAGCGGGGAGCGAUUCCACGAGCGACUCGGAGCCUUACACGUCACCCGACUCACGCAGCUCUGGCAGCAGCAGAGAGGGAAGCCUCCCCCAGGUGGACCCUGCUACAUGGGUGGAGAAAGACGAGGAAGCGAGCGGAGGGAGCCCAGCUGCCAUUGAGGAAGUUUCCAGCUCCCUCAUGGAGGAGCCACAGACUUACCCCAUCAUCGGGAGCGGGGUCACCAACGAUCCGGCCUCUCUGCACGUGCCCUUAAACACCCCAAAGAAGCUUUGCACUACUGCUGUAAAUACCCCCAAAGGAAAGGUCCGCACAGCCUUCUCCGAGAGCCAGAUGAAUGCUCUUGUCCAUCGAUUCAGCGUUCAGAGGUACCUUACCCCGUCUGAGAUGAAGAACCUGGCAGAACUGACGGGACUGACCUACAAACAGGUGAAGACCUGGUUUCAGAACAGGCGGAUGAAGCUUAGGAGGCACCAGAAAGAUGUAAACUGGGUGUCGGAUCGCUACUCUGUCAACAAGGACAGCCCAGCUCACGGAGCCGUAUACCACAACAUUGCCUCACACGUCCCUCAUUUUCAAGGCGAGGGAAGGCCCCAGCUGAGACAGCCUUACAGCCCGCACAUGAUGGAGACGGCCUUUAAGAAGACCGCUCCACAGAACCUGUCCUUCUACCUGGCCGCCAUGGACAGCGCAGCAGGAUCGGCGGGCUACCCCUCCUGGUCCUCCGGCUCGCUGCAGGCCGGCGUCUCCAACAGGCCCCAGGUCACCGGCUGGUCCGUGCCGCCCGGCGUCGGCCAUUACGAGUACGUCCCCAUGGCGUUUAACGCCGCCGGCGUCGCGACCGCCAACGCCGGGCUCGAGGCCGGCUACGAAAGCAAAGACGGGGAGCCCGUCGACAGCCAAAGCUCCUUGAACAAAGUCGUACUACAUAACGCCAGCCAGUAGCCUCUGCCCCGAGCUGAACAACACGAUUUUCUCUUAGUGUUAUCCAGCCACCGUGUUUAUAUUCUUCCAGGUUUCCUUUGGAACAGAUCUUUCUUGCCAGGCUGGGUGUAAAUAUGCAUUGUUCAUACACGUGUUCAAAGUAUUUUACCAUUGAACUAUAUUUUUAUACCCAACUAUUUAAAUGUUUGUUGAUCUGUUCUGCUCUUGGCGACGCCAAACGCGUCCAAGUUGGAUGCGUUCACGUGUCGCGGCUUUUUUGGAACUGCUUUAAGGCAAAGUACUGAUGUACAUAUGACGUGUGCACAUUUCAAUGCAUUGUUUCUAUAAAUACAAGUUCACUUUGGCAUACUGA